UGUUUCAGGGUCUGAAAGGGAACUUGUCUAGGUAUCGGUGGUGACCGGGUGAAAGGCUGAUUUGGAGGUGAACAUCAUUGACAAGAGUGGUUAAGUAAUUAGUUCUGUCUUUGAGCUGAAGAAGAAUGGAUACCCUGAUUCCAGUUAUCAACAAAUUGCAAGAAAUUUUUAACACCGUUGGUGCUGAGGUAAUCCAGCUGCCCCAGAUUGUUGUGGUAGGAUCCCAGAGCAGUGGAAAAAGUUCAGUGCUCGAAAGCAUUGUUGGACGUGACUUCCUUCCUCGUGGAUCUGGAAUAGUAACAAGACGCCCUUUGAUUCUACAGCUUGUCAGUGUUGGCUUACCAGAGGACAGAAAACGGGCUAGCAGUGGUGAGAUUGACAUCAGAGCAAAGCAUCCUUACAGCCAUUUUGCAGGAAUCCAAGCGGAAGAAUGGGGAACAUUUUUACAUACAAAGCACAAGAUCUUUACAGACUUCAAUGAAAUUCGACAAGAAAUUGAAAGUGAGACAGAACGAACUACAGGAAACAACAAGGGUAUCAGCCCCGAACCAAUUUACCUGAAAAUCUUUUCUCCCCAUGUGUUGAACCUCACGCUAGUGGAUUUGCCCGGCAUUACAAAGGUGCCUGUUGGAGACCAGCCCCCUGAUAUUGAACAUCAGAUUAAGGAGAUGAUCCUUACAUACAUCAGUAAUCCUAAUUCACUGAUUCUUGCUGUCACUGCUGCCAACACAGAUAUGGCUACCUCUGAAUCUCUGAAGCUUGCCCGAGAUGUUGACCCUGAUGGGAGGAGAACACUUGCUGUCAUCACCAAAUUAGAUUUGAUGGAUGCAGGAACAGAUGCAAUGGAUGUGCUGAUGGGCAGAGUUAUUCCUGUGAAACUUGGCAUCAUUGGAGUUGUCAACAGGAGUCAGCAUGACAUUAAUACCAAGAAAGCCAUCACUGAAGCUCUACAGGAUGAGCAAGUGUUUUUUCAGAAGAAGUAUCCAUCACUAGCUAACCGCAGUGGCACUAAGUUCCUUGCCAAAACACUUAACAGACUGUUGAUGCACCAUAUAAGAGAUUGUCUGCCAGAGCUGAAGACCCGUGUAAAUGUGUUGAUGGCACAGUACCAGUCUGUUAUGAACAGUUAUGGGCAGCCAGUGGAAGAUAAAAAUGCUACUCUGCUACAAAUCAUCACAAAAUUUGCUACAGAAUACUGUAAUACCAUAGAGGGCACAGCUAAACACAUUGAAACAUCUGAACUCUGUGGGGGUGCACGAAUAUGUUACAUCUUCCAUGAAACCUUUGGACGAACACUGGAGUCUAUAGACCCUUUGGCAGGGCUAACAACUUUGGAUAUUCUUACAGCUAUCAGGAAUGCUACAGGACCACGACCAGCUUUGUUUGUCCCUGAAGUUUCUUUUGAGUUACUGGUGAAACGACAGAUGAAACGAUUAGAGGAGCCAAGUUUGCGUUGCGUAGAACUGGUACAUGAAGAGCUCCAGAGAAUUAUACAGCACUGCUCAACAUAUAGCACACAGGAGUUGUUACGGUUUCCAAAGCUGCAUGAUGCAAUAGUGGAGGUUGUGACAGGUCUUCUGCGGAAAAGACUUCCCAUCACAAAUGAAAUGGUCCACAACCUUGUGGCUAUUGAACUUGCUUACAUAAACACCAAACACCCAGAUUUUACUGAUGCAGCUGCUGUGUCGGCUUCAGUGAACAGUGCAAAGCGAGAUGCACUACAAGAUGGAAGUCGAAAGUGGAAGAGUGAUAAACCAGAAGAAGCAAUGACUGAAGAGAAGACAAAAGGAACCCCACAGAACUCUGCCUACUCAAGUCCUAGCAAAGGCCAUGCAGUAAACUUACUAGAUGCACCAGUGCCAAUAUCCCGAAAACUGACCCUUCGAGAACAACAAGAUUGUGAGGUCAUCCAACGACUGAUCAAGUCCUAUUUCCUUAUUGUACGAAAAAGUAUACAAGACAGUGUUCCAAAAACAGUGAUGCAUUUCCUAGUGAAUUAUGUAAAAGACCAUCUUCAGAGUGAAUUGGUGGGGCAGCUAUAUAAAUCCCAGCUCCUAGAUGACCUUCUAACGGAAUCUGAGGAUAUGGCUCAACAACGUACCGAGGCAGCCAAUAUGUUGAAGGCUUUGCAGCGAGCAAGUCAAGUGAUUUCUGAAAUUCGUGAGACACAGCUGUGGUGAUAAUAUAUCAUGCCUCCAGUUUUUUUUUUCUGCAGUGAGCAUGAGAACAAAUCCUAAAACUGUGCCCAUAGCCUGAUGGAGUUCGCUGGCGCUGUGGCGAGCAAGCAGUCUUUUUCUUUCAAUAUCUUUCAAGACAGUACAGCUUGUAUAAUUUUUAUCACAAGGAGAGACGUGGAACAUUUUUAUUCCUUUCGUAUGACUCUCUUCUUCACUGUUGUGGUGAAAUGUUAAUGUAUAAAUGAAAGUGUACAGAAAGAUUUUUGUAAAGAUUGUUGUGUAAGUCAUAAAGCAUUUAGUAUUCAUAUUCUGCAGAUGUUCCUAUUUAUUUAUGUUUAGACAACGAGCUGUAGUGAAUAUUGCACUGAAAAAGGUAGCCACUUAGAGGAACAGAAGGAAAUGACUUUGGCCAGUAAAAGAUAUAACCUCAAACUUUUAUCUGAUUGUCCAAAUUUGUUUAAAGAAUAUUCCAGUUUUAAAUGACUAACAAGGGUUUGGUACCAUUGCACAGUGAAACCUUAUGCUAGCUACAGCACAUCAGUAGACCAUAACUGAAGUUUAAAAGCUACCUUGGUGUAUGCUUUUCUGUACUAGGAAAUUAGUUUUCAAUCACUUUUGCUGGUCCUCUAUUUAAUUGUCCACAACAUUUGCCAGUUGUUUGAGACCAACACUCCCCAUGUAACCUAGUGCCAACAUAAAACUUUUAACUGACAGACCGUGAAUAAUUAUGUAUUUACAUGACAGCCUAUUUGAAUGAGAUAAUAAAUGUGCUGUAACUGUGAUAAA
Messenger RNA from Protopterus annectens (West African lungfish), 2963 nucleotides. Its product is annotated as dynamin-1-like protein. Gene Ontology annotation, molecular function: GTPase activity; microtubule binding; GTP binding. Bases 126 to 2180 code for a protein of 684 amino acids. The transcript is spliced from 19 exons. The record is from RefSeq and is a predicted model, not a curated record. Gene Ontology annotation, cellular component: membrane; cytoplasm; microtubule. Gene Ontology annotation, biological process: mitochondrial fission. NCBI's taxonomy places the organism in Eukaryota, Metazoa, Chordata, Ceratodontiformes, Protopteridae.